AUGGAAUUGAUGGACAUGGGUUCCAUGGCUGCCUCGAUCGGCGUUUCGGUCGCCGUCCUCCGUUUCCUCCUCUGCUUCGUCGCUACGAUUCCUGUCUCCUUCGCAUGGCGAAUCGUUCCGAGUCGACUCGGUAAACACGUAUAUUCCUUCGCUUCAGGUGCUUUCCUCUCUUACCUAUCCUUCGGUUUCUCUUCCAAUCUCCACUUCCUCGUUCCGAUGACGAUCGGUUAUGCUUCCAUGGCGAUUUAUCGACCCAAGUGUGGAAUCAUCACAUUCUUCCUGGGGUUCGCUUAUCUCAUUGGCUGUCAUGUGUUUUACAUGAGUGGAGAUGCGUGGAAAGAAGGAGGAAUUGACUCUACUGGAGCGUUAAUGGUGUUGACAUUGAAAGUUAUAUCGUGUUCGAUAAAUUACAAUGAUGGGAUUUUGAAGGAGGAAGGUCUACGUGAAGCUCAGAAGAAAAACCGAUUGAUUCGGAUGCCGUCUUUGAUUGAGUACUUUGGUUACUGUCUCUGUUGUGGUAGCCAUUUUGCUGGUCCAGUUUAUGAAAUGAAAGAUUAUCUCGAAUGGACCGAAGGAAAAGGGAUUUGGGAUACUUCUGACAAAAGAAAGCAGCCAUCGCCUUAUGGAGCUACAAUCCGAGCUAUUCUUCAAGCUGCGAUUUGCAUGGCUCUGUAUCUCUAUUUAGUGCCUCAAUACCCGUUAACUCGGUUUACUGAACCCGUGUACCAAGAAUGGGGAUUUUGGAGAAAAUUUGGUUACCAAUACAUGGCGGGAUUAACGGCUCGGUGGAAGUAUUACUUUAUCUGGUCAAUUUCAGAGGCUUCUAUUAUCAUCUCUGGUUUGGGUUUCAGUGGUUGGACUGAUGAUGCUUCACCAAAGCCUAAAUGGGACCAUGCCAAGAACGUAGACAUUCUCGGUGUCGAACUUGCUAAGAGCGCGGUCCAGAUUCCGCUUGUAUGGAACAUUCAAGUCAGCACGUGGCUUCGUCACUACGUGUAUGAGAGACUUGUCAAGAACGGGAAGAAAGCAGGUUUCUUCCAGUUACUAGCUACACAAACCAUCAGUGCGGUUUGGCAUGGACUGUAUCCUGGUUAUAUGAUUUUCUUUGUUCAAUCAGCUUUGAUGAUCGCCGGCUCACGGGUUAUUUACCGAUGGCAGCAAGCGAUCAGUCCGAAACUAGCUGUGAUAAGAAAAAUCAUGGUGUUCAUCAACUUUCUUUACACCGUUUUGGUUCUCAACUACUCAGCCGUCGGUUUCAUGGUCUUAAGCUUGCACGAAACACUCACUGCCUAUGGGAGUGUAUAUUACAUUGGAACAAUCAUACCAGUUGUAUUGAUUCUGGUCAGUUACGUUGUUCCUGCAAAACCAUCCAGACCAAAACCGCGUAAAGAAGAAUAA
Molecule: messenger RNA, 1398 nt
Organism: Arabis nemorensis
Lineage: Eukaryota; Viridiplantae; Streptophyta; Magnoliopsida; Brassicales; Brassicaceae
Source: the annotation of a GenBank genome assembly